Messenger RNA from Ilex paraguariensis (yerba mate), 1005 nucleotides. The record is from the annotation of a GenBank genome assembly. NCBI's taxonomy places the organism in Eukaryota, Viridiplantae, Streptophyta, Magnoliopsida, Aquifoliales, Aquifoliaceae.
AUGGUGGUAUUCUUCAUCCCUCUUCCUCUUGUGGCCCAAGCCUUGGGAGAAGUAGACACAGCCUUCAUCCAAGCCACCGAGCACCGCCCAAAACUCGCCAUUGUCGAAGCAGACGACAUUCCACUGAUUGAUCUCUCCGUUCUAAACUCCCCCAACUUGUCGAAGCCUGACACCGCAGCCACAAGACCUCUUAUAUUCGAGAUAGCUAAGGCCUGCAAGAACUGGUGUUUCUUCCAAGUGAUCAACCAUGGGGUGCCAUUAGAAUGGCGAAAAAACCUUGAGAUCACGACGAGGAAGUUAUUCGCUCUAUCAAAGGAGGAGAAGAAAAAGGUGAGGAGAGAUGAAGUGAACCCAUUGGGGUAUUAUGAUACUGAGCAUACCAAGAAUGUUAGAGACUGGAAAGAGGUGUUUGAUCUUAUCAUACAAAAUCCAACACUGUUUCUUGCUUCUCAUGAGCCUGAUGAUAAGGAGUUGAGAGAGUAUUUUAAUCAGUGGCCCGAUAAUCCACCAGAAUUGAGGAUUCCCGGUGCCCUAGUCAUCCUCGCUCAAGACGAUGUUGGAGGACUCGAAAUGAAGCAGAAAGCAAAUGGAAAGUGGAUUCGGGUCAAACCUAUUCGUGGUGCUUAUAUUAUCAAUGUUGGUGACAUUAUUCAGACUACUCAUACAAAAAAUGAGAGGUUUGUCAUGCUGACAAUGUCAUUUGGUGUGUGUGAAUAUAUAUAUAUAUAUAUACAAGUUUGGAGCAAUGAAAGGUAUGAAAGUGUGGAGUACAAGGCAGUAGUGAAUUCUGAGAAAGACAGGCUUUCCAUUCCAUUCUUCUUCAACCCAGCCCACUACACCAUGGUGGAACCCCUAAAAGAGCUGACAGAUGAUCAAAACCCUACCAAGUACAAGGCAUAUAACUGGGGGAAGUUUUUCGCAACUCGAAGAUGCAGUAAUUUUCAGAAACUUAAUGUUGAAAAUAUUCAAAUCUCUCAUUUUAGGCUUUCACAGAAAUAUGGUUAA